CUCCUACACAUCACUCUCUCCCUCUCUCAUAUACAGACACACAUUUCUCACAGAGAAGAAAUAAUAAUUAAGAUUAUAAAAAUUCAAAAACCCUCGCCAAAGUCUCUCCUCUCUUCUCUCCCCCAAUCUCUCUCUCUCUCUCUCUCUCGCACAGACAGAACAGGCACAGUAGAAACACAGGCGAAGAUGAGCAAUGGAGGAGGCAGAUUCGUGAUUCCGGCCAAGGUGAAGAAAGUGAUCCAGAACAUAAAGGAGAUCUCCGGUAAUCACGACGACGAGGAGGUGUAUUACAUGCUUAAAGAAUGCAACAUGGAUCCUAACGAGACUGCUCAGCAGCUGCUCUCCCAAGAUUCGUUUCGUGAAGUUAGAAGGAAGCGAGACCGGCGGAAAGAGAAUGUGAAGGAGUCAGCAGGAUCAAGGUGGAAACCGGGAAUGCAGGACCAGGGGAGUAGGGGUGAGCGAGGGAACCAUUCUUCUCGUUACAUAACUCACGAUGUUGGGGGGGCUGGUAAGAACUUUGUCUCCAUUAAGGAAAAUGGAACCAGUCAUGUUUCAGUGGAUAAGGUUGCUAUCCCAACACAGUCUAACUCCCAAGAUGUUAAGAACAAGGAAGUUACUCAUGCGAGCUCAAAUGUUGAUGUUGAUGCUUAUGCUGCUGUAACAUCUGAGAGUAAGAGUGUCGGACAUGCUGUCCAUGCUGCGAGUGGAUUUACUGAACUAAACGAUCCACUCCAAAGUAAAUCCACAGCGGAUGAAAACAAUACUUACACCAAGGUUUCCUCAGGUGUUGGAAGUUUAUCCUUCAUGCAUGAAACAAUCUCAAACAUAUCCCCCGUGGUUCACAAGGAUCAGCAUUCAGAAUCUUUUGAAGCUGUAGCUUCUACUCACAGCCAUCCUACUGGUAUUUUACCUUUGAUCGAGUUUGGUGGCCAAUCACCUGUAGUUAUUGGGCCACAGAAAGUAGUGGGGCCUAAUAAGGAGUGGAAACCAAAGCCGAAUCCUAGUCUUCCUGAAGGUGCUGAAUCUGCUGAUACAACUCUUAUGUUGGAGGUUCCAGCCAUUAGAACUGAAUCAGAGGGCCAAGUAGCAAAUCAAGCUACUUUCGGACUGGUAAAGAAGCUGGAGGAGACCUGCAUUUCAGAGAGUCAACAGGUUAUUAUUCCAAAGCAUAUCCAUAUACCUGAGGUUGAAAAACUUGGCUUCAUUUUUGGGAGUUUUGAUGCUAAUUUUGGGUUGAGUACAAGCAACCCUGUUUGUCCUGAAAAUGAGAAGAGUUCACCUAUCCCUGAAACACCUGAAGGGAUGGAAGAAAAUGUGGACCAGAAAAGCAAUCACGAUGAAUUGACCUCUGUUGAAGAGGAAGAUAAUUAUCCAGCACCGCCUGAAGUAUCUGGAAGUCUGAUAUCUGACGCUCAUGAUGUUUCAUCUAGGGUGGUCACGGAGUAUAGUGAAUCCAAGCAAGAAACUGACUUGCCUCCUGGUUAUCAACAAUACUCAACAGUACAUGCUUAUCCUAACUUCGGGUUUGGUAUCAUGCCCCCAAUUUUUGGUAGCCAGGUUUUACCCACCGAGAGCAACAAGUCUCAAGCACACGAUGCUCCUCGCCUUCCAGGUUUUGUUGUGCAGCAACCUUAUGACCUCAACAGCUAUUAUGCUCAAUUCUAUCGAUCUGGUGUGGAUAAUGAGGGUCGUCUUUCAUCGUUUUAUGAACCUGGAGUUCCGACUAAAGUUAAUGGAAAUGUGACAAUGGCACCAGCAGAAACUUUUCAGUCCACUCAAGAGGGUGGGGACACUUCAAUACAUCCUACAACAGCUUCAACUCCUCCUGUGACUCAUGCUGCCGGGGCUGUUCCAAGUUCAGUAGCUGCAACACAGCAAGCAAUUCCUGUUUUUGGACAGCCAGCUGGGUUGCAUUUGCCCCAUUAUCCCAACUAUAUCCCAUAUCACUACAUCCCUUUUUAUGUCCCACCUCAAGCUCUCCACCAUUAUUUAAGUACUGGUGUUUUGCCACCUCCACAACCUCAAGCGGGCAGUGGGCAUCCGGCGCCAGUUCCGGCUAAUAAAUUUCCCCUUCCCCAAUAUAAACCUGGAACAACUACUGCGAACACUAAUAACGUGGCAGCACCUGGCAGUUAUGGAUCAUAUGGUUCUACCCCUGCUAGUUUUAGUGCCAGCUCAGCAACUACAACUGGACAUUCAAGUUCUAGUGAGGAUCUUCUAGCGCCCCAGUUAAAGGAAAAUAAUCUCUUCAUUGCUGGGCAGCAGAGUGAAGGUCCAGGCUUAUGGUUUGCUGCUCCUGGUAGGGAUAUCUCUGGCCUGCAGGCAAAUUCCUUCUACAAUCUUCCUCAAGCUCAGAUGGCAUUCCCUGCAACUCAGGUUAGUCAUGGAAACUUUGCUGGCAUGUAUCACCCUGCACAACCAGUAACAGGAGCUGCCGUUCACCCACUUCUGCAGCAAUCCCAGGCAAUGGCUGGACCUAUUGACCUCAAUGGACCUGCACCAAGUGUUUACCAGCCAACCCAGCCUGCACCAAUCAAUUGGCCGAAAAACUAUUGAAAUAUGAGUUUUUAGUUUUGUGAAACGGCAGCAAUACAAGUAAAUGAAAGCCCAUUCUUGGAUUCAGGACGAUAUUUUGAGAAGUUAGUUGAAGAGAAUUCAAGAUAAUACAACAUUAGCUAAAACCUGGUGUAAAUUUGUAGAGGCUGAUAUUGGUCAACAGUGUUUUAAUGGUCCAUGGGCUUAGAAUAUAGAGGGUAACAUCUCCUUUUUCGGUUUUUGCUGAAAGCCUUGUAGGGAUUUGGGAAAAUCAUAUAGGAGCUAGGUCUAUUUUGUACCCCCUUUGAGCAUUUAUCUGUAAAGUGAUCUUCUGUUAUUAAUAUAUUCUAAAUAGCCAGAGGAACAAGAGGGGUUGUAACGAUCUUUUGUACACUGGCCACGAUGGAAGUAAAAUAUGCAGGGAUGGUAGAUUCAGGUAAACGCUUUACACGCAAA
Messenger RNA from Daucus carota subsp. sativus, 2991 nucleotides. Its product is annotated as GBF-interacting protein 1. NCBI's taxonomy places the organism in Eukaryota, Viridiplantae, Streptophyta, Magnoliopsida, Apiales, Apiaceae. The record is from RefSeq and is a predicted model, not a curated record. The transcript has 11 exons. The coding region runs from base 187 to 2556 and encodes 789 amino acids.